Messenger RNA from Coniosporium apollinis CBS 100218, 696 nucleotides. RefSeq lists its product as uncharacterized. The transcript has 2 exons. The record is from RefSeq and is a predicted model, not a curated record. Lineage: Eukaryota; Fungi; Ascomycota; Dothideomycetes. Bases 1 to 696 code for a protein of 231 amino acids.
AUGGCACAUAGCAGCAGCAGCGAGAGCAGUCGACGCCGCCUUACCCUGACCCUCAGCGCCCUCGCCCUCCUCACAAACACCCUCACGACCCUUACUCUCCAAUACCUCCCCGAUGAGCCCUACCACCUAACGCGCACCUCGACCCUCUACGCCGCCUUUGCCGGCGUGCUGAGCUUCUCCGGCUUGAUCGGCGCUAUCCGACACAAUGCGGCGCUUGUCACGAUCUUCGCGAACUACCUCCUUGUGGACGCGGUUGUUAGUACGGUGCCGAGACUGUUGGUACUGGCGCUGCUGGCGGAGCUGCCGGGGAGUUUUUGCAGGGAGCUGGGGAUUGGGUUGCCGGGUGCAGGCGAGCGGAUGGUGCUGGGGCCGGACGGAGGCGGAGAUGGGGCGCUGGGACAAGAAGCGAGAAGAGGGGUGGAGGAGUGGUUGGUGGAAGGCUGGGAUAUCCGACGAUGCGCGAUGGUGAUGGGGGUCGUGCAGCUUGUUGUCGGGGCCGUGUUGGUGGGGACGGUAAUCGCGCAGUGGUGGUGCGCGCUAAGGGUUAGGAGAUAUGCUACAGACUUAACGCAGAAGGAAGCGAUAGUUGAGAGUCGGUUGGAGGAAAGCGAAAAGCGUGACUCGGUGGAUAGGCGAGUGGGACAUGGCGAAGCGCCUGAUAUCGAGAAGGCUGGGCUGUUGUUGAAAGACUGGUAA